UUCACAGGAUGCUGGACCAGCAAUGGCUCUGCUGAAGGUUCUGCUGCUGCUGGGGCUGGGUAUUUCAGUGAACUCAGGUGUUUCUCUGCAGAAGAGAAUCAUUGGAGGUCAAAACUGUCAUGUAAAUGAGCGUCUUUAUCAUGUUCGGCUGGAGAGCCACAAUGGUACUCAUAUGACCCGCUGUGGAGGAUCUCUGAUCCGCCCUGAGUGGAUCCUGACUUCAUCUCACUGCUAUAACUCAGAGCCAGGAUGGACUAACACAGCAUUCCUAAAAGUUCAUCCACGGACUGUUAUACAGUACCAUCAGGUAAUCCGAGACCCCCCUGUGAUUUCCUACCCGGGCCAUGAUAUCAUUUUGCUGAAGCUUCAGACACCAGCAAGAGAUGUCCCAAUUGUUCGGCUACCAGACUGCAGGCGUCGUCUUCAUAUAGGUGAUAUUGUUCAGCUGGCAGGAGAGGGAGCAACAACAACCGGCCCCAAUAAUCAGCGAUUACCCAUUAUUGCUCUUCCAGCACAACUUCAGUGUGUCGACAUUAUAGUUGCUAAGGUUUCCGUCCUCAUGCCGGCAUACGGGCGUGUAUUCUAUGCUUCAGCACCGAACAAGGAUAUAUGUUAUGAAGAUGUUGGUGGAGCAGCGGUGCACAAUGGCAUGAUUUAUGGUGUAAUUUCUUUUGGUGGACCAGAUGCAUGUCAGAGACCAGUUGCAAUCAUGGAUGUGUGUGAAUACAAGGACUGGAUUAGAAGAAGAGCUGGGUUUCUGUAAAACAGAAACUAUCAUGAAAUAAAAUUCUCAUCAAAUUUACACAUAUAAAUUUAUAUCUUCAUUUGUUUGAUCCACAUUUUUAUAGAAUUAGAAUAAAGCAAUAGUUUUGUUUUUUCUCACCUGAUCUUGACCUCCCUAAUGGAGCUUUCUCUGCACGUCAGAAAUGAAAAAUAAAUCAAUAAAUGCAUGAAAAAGAAACAUUUCCUGGCUCAUUGUCUUUACAUUUGUUAGAGA
Molecule: messenger RNA, 997 nt
Organism: Gambusia affinis (western mosquitofish)
Lineage: Eukaryota; Metazoa; Chordata; Actinopteri; Cyprinodontiformes; Poeciliidae
Product: trypsin-like
Exons: 6
Coding region: 23-763 (246 amino acids)
Biological process (GO): proteolysis
Molecular function (GO): serine-type endopeptidase activity
Source: RefSeq, a predicted model, not a curated record